Anarrhichthys ocellatus (wolf-eel) is the source of this 3560-nucleotide messenger RNA. Its product is annotated as inositol polyphosphate 5-phosphatase K-like. Gene Ontology annotation, molecular function: inositol bisphosphate phosphatase activity; phosphatidylinositol-3,4,5-trisphosphate 5-phosphatase activity; phosphatidylinositol-4,5-bisphosphate 5-phosphatase activity. Gene Ontology annotation, cellular component: cytoplasm; endoplasmic reticulum; plasma membrane. Bases 326 to 1366 code for a protein of 346 amino acids. Lineage: Eukaryota; Metazoa; Chordata; Actinopteri; Perciformes; Anarhichadidae. The record is from RefSeq and is a predicted model, not a curated record. The transcript is spliced from 9 exons. Gene Ontology annotation, biological process: negative regulation of phosphatidylinositol 3-kinase/protein kinase B signal transduction; negative regulation of glycogen biosynthetic process; phosphatidylinositol dephosphorylation.
ACACACACACACUUCUACAACACUUUCAGAUUCAGAUUGGACAGUAAAAAAAGAAAAUUCAAAAGUAUCAAAAUCUUCCUCGUCAAAACCUGCCGCUUUCAUUACCCAGAAUGCAACUCGACCGGCGUCGCCGACAGUUUGGUGAGAGACCCGGGUUGUAUUAUGCUAGUAGCAGCUAAUGUAGCCGCGAGCUGCUAGCCUCAACCAGAGACGAGGACCUGCAGAGGUCUCGCUUCAUUUUUAUUUUGGUUUGUCCGUUAACUUCCUGUUUGUCUCUCAGGGUAACAAAGGGGGCGUGUCCGUCCGUCUGUCUUUCUACGGUCACAUGCUCUGUUUCCUCAACUGUCACCUGGCUGCUCACAUGAACUACGCCUCGGAGAGAGUGGACGAGUUCGAGUACAUCAUGGACGCCCAGACCUUCGACCGUCAGAAGGCUCCCAGAAUUAUUGACCACCGGCUGGUGUUCUGGUUCGGAGAUCUUAACUUCAGAAUUGAGGACCACGGUAUGCACUUUGUCCGGUCCUGCAUCAGCGAUCAGACCUACAACCUGCUGUGGAGCAAAGACCAGUUGACGAUGAUGAAGAAGAAAGAACGGAUCCUCCAGGAGUUUGAAGAAGGGCCUCUGGACUUUCCACCCACGUACAAGUUUGACCGAAACUCUGAUAUUUACGACAGCAGGGUCUACAGGACGUGGUUUGGCUUUACCGGUAAGAAGCGUAAACCCGCCUGGACCGACAGGAUUCUGUGGCGGCUCCGACACAAGGCCCCGCCCCCUGACGAGCAAAGUGAAAACACGGUCGACCAGGAGGCGAGGAAGGUGGAGGACGAGGAUGAGGACGAGGAUGAAGAGUACCCGCUGAGGAUCAGGCAGGACUUGUACACCAGCAACAUGGAGUACAGCGUCAGUGACCACAAGCCCGUCAUCGGCGUCUUCACGCUGGAGCUGAGGAAGAUGUUCGACGCUCCUCUGGUGCGUCUGCAGCCGGAGGGCGACUGGAGCGCCGACAUCGACGCCAUGGUCCUCUACAGCCCUCUGCAGCCGUUCUCCUCCAGCGCCUGGGACUGGAUCGGACUCUACAAGGUUGGGUUCACCAGUGUGUCGGACUACCUCACCUACACGUGGGUCAAAGACGACGAAGUGGCCUUCGUUGAAGAAAUCAUACAGGUGUAUGUAAGUAAAGAGGAAAUCCCAGUGCGGGGAGGAGAGUGCGUGCUGUGCUACUACAGUAAUACUCUGCAGUGCAUCGUUGGAAUCAGUGACGCAUUCAAGGUCCAGGAGUCGAAGGUAGCCAGUGAGGAAGGAUUGGUCCCUGAGAAGAUCGACGCUCUCGACAAAACCGUAUCGAGAGAAGACCUUUGGAACUGAUCGAUCAGUGUGGUUUGAUAUAGAAAUGGAUGUUUUUGGGCCUGAAUUGUCCGAAGAUUUUAAUUCCUGUGGUUUCCUAACUCGCCCCCAAAGGAGAGCGGUUAGGAAGUGCCUUCUGUUCUUGCUGUUACACGUCCUCACUGACCUCUUUACUGCUGCCGGUGUGGCUGUGAAGUUACGACACGUUUAAGGUAUCAUGGAAACUAUGAGCAGUCCUUCAUCAACUGACUGAGAAACCUGAGAGUAAGUUUCCCUAGAAUGGAUUUAAAUUUAUAUUUGUUUCAUGUGGAAGAAGUGCCGGCUUUGUGUAAUAAAAUCACAAACCGUGUGUGUCAACCCUCUUAGGGAAGAACAUUUUUGAUUUAAUAAUUUUACACGGUAAAGAUCUUAAGGAAUAAAUAUAAAAAACACCACCCAGGUUAAAAAGUCUAGGGCUACAUCGUGUGAACACAACAUGGCGCUCCAAAGCACUUUAUUUAUGCUCUAAAAUAUAUUUUAAAAAACAAGUCUGUACAAACGUCAAUUAAACAGGAAGCUUAAAUAAGUCAAAGUCCAGCACAGUAUCUACAAGUGUAGAUAAGAAGUGGACGUAGUCGUCGUGACGUCGCUCAUCGGUUUGUGGACUGAUGAAACAGAAGGUGAGGCAUGUUGUAGGAUCUGAACACAUCAGUCAGUUGAUGAAGGGAAGUUCUCCUUUCGAGAAAAACUCCAUGUUUUAAUGCAGAACUUCAUGCUCUCAAAGCGGCUGAAAAGAAAACUUUGAAUAUUUAUCUUCCCCUGACGGCCACAAUUAGGAACAGAAAAAAGGGAAUUGCAAUUUGAACAAAGCUCUUAGGCCAUUUCUUUUGUUUGAUUCAAUGUCAAUUUGUUGACAUCUAGCAGCAAAAUGAGCAAAUCAAUGUCCACUGCUUACUUAGAAAAUAUGAAGAAAUGAAUGUCCUCGAAGCCAGUUUAUGGAUUUAAAGACUAAUUUGCAUGUUAAUGACAAUAUGAUGCUGGAUCAGAAGCUUACAUAUUUAUAGUUAAUCUAUAUUUCCUACAUGUUUACUUCAGUCUCAUUUAAAGGGCCAGUGUGCAGCACGGCGUGAUUGAAGGGGUAUUUAUUUGGUUGUAAUCUGCAGCCUCACCACUAGAUGUCACCAGAACAUCCCACGCACUGUCCCUUUAAGAGCUUUAAAAUAAAGUGCUUGUUCAGGAGAUAAUCAGAGCGUCGUAUAGACGAAUCCCAUUUCCAAAUUCAAGAGUUUUAGAAGUUCAGCAGAACUUUGUGUGUUUGAUGGUCCUGCAGACACAAAUAGAAGUUAAUGACUAGAAUAAACCCUUAAAGGCAGAAAUAAAGAGAUUCAAAUUUAUUGUUUAUUGAACGAAGAAGUUGACAAUUUGAAAUGUGCAGAUAAAUACGAGUCCUACAGGACUGAUGUUAAUCUGCUCAGCCCUGAAAGCAUUGCUGUAGUAGGCAUGUUUAAUCUCUUCUGGGUUUUAGCAUGUUAUUUUAAAAUACUCAUAUAUCAUAUAUUGUGACUUGGCUGCUUUAGGAAGAUAAGAGACGACAGAGAGGUUUGGAGUUUCUCCUCACAGUAUUUUGAUUAACUCCAGUUGUUCCUGGAGGACUUGACGCGUAACUAUUUAAUACAACGGUUGUUGUGGAGCAGAUUACCUGAGGCUCAUCUUUUAGCUUGCAGUUGUUAAAACAUAUAUUAUUCAUUCCCUUUCAAUACCCGUCGAGGUAUCGCAGUGAAUUGGAGAACAUGAAGAGUUGUUGCACUGUUUAUCGUUGAAGCAAACGUAUUUAAUGUCACUUUAUUGUUGGCGUGUACUGAAGGAAUAUAAAGAUUUAGUUUUCCAAAAACUAUACGGAUUCAGCAAGUGCCUUUGAAAUGACUGUAGCUUUAGUGUACUGUACUCGAGCUUCGUACGAUAUGUAUCGUUAACAUUCAUCAGAUUAUUUAUCAUAACAGCGAGAUGUUCACGGCCUCCUCUCGUUCCUCUUGACGAUAAACAUUGCUGUUCUAAACCUUCAGUGGGAUGUUAUUGGCUUGCUGGAAUCAAUUAUUAGCCAAUUCACGUUUUCCCGUUUUAUAUUUUGUACUAAAAGAGGCGACCUAUUUUCUGAAGUAGAAAUAAAAUGUAAAUGUACCGUAAGAGAAUACCAACAGAUGUGUAGCUUUGCAAAUAUUAAAUAAGUCUCACUUCA